This is a messenger RNA of Octopus bimaculoides (California two-spot octopus), 2347 nucleotides long. RefSeq lists its product as uncharacterized. Lineage: Eukaryota; Metazoa; Mollusca; Cephalopoda; Octopoda; Octopodidae. The record is from RefSeq and is a predicted model, not a curated record.
CUCUCCAUCUGCUUUCUAUACGCCGACUGCUGUAUUACUUGUACACUCACUCACUCACUCACACCAUUCCACUCCACUCCACUUACACUCACCGCUACAGCUGCUAUCAUAUGGAUGUACACAGCGCUUCAGAGAGGUAACCAUGGCGAAAGCGAACUUCUUCCACGAGAUAUUCCUAUUAUUGUUUUUUCUCUGUAUUCCUGUUUCAAGAACAGAAGAAGAGGUUAAAAGAAUUUCAUUUGAUUAUUACCAAUGCAAUAGGAAGACUUAUAUUGAUGUGACGAAAACCAAGUUCGAGGUAAACACACUGAGUCAGUCAACUGUCCUAUAUAGGGCCACAAGUUGUAACCUGACUUUUAAAACAGAAGACGGAGAUAUCUGUAUGGACAUUAAGAACAUUAACAUAGAAGACUGCUAUGUCAAGUUAAAUGUUUUUACAGACAACACAAGUGGACCGAAGGAGGUGUUCUCAUGCAACCCAUCACCAACAGAUUUCAUCUGCAGCCAAAGAAAACUUUUGAGAAUAGAAUUAGUCCGGAAAGAUCUGGAUGUCUUUAAUUAUGACUUCACAUUAAUUGUGAUGAGAAAGGAUGUUAUCCAACUAAGGAAAACAGAUGUCGUUUCAGAUGGCCCGAUGAAAACCAUCAUUAUAACAAUAGUCGUUAUAAUAAUUAUAAUCAUCACGAUCGUAAUUGCUGUAUGUUAUUGCUCUAAAUGUUCCAAAGAGAAAAGAACUGUUAACGGCACAGUCCUUCCCGCACAACCGACCAACCAUACACAAAUUAGACCUUCAGCGCCACCUGCAGACGAGGUUUACGGACCCACAUUUGAAGAUCUUUCAAUGCUUACUAUGCUACCAAAAGAUGACCCUCCACCUUAUUCAGAACAUUCUUGAAGACUCUGUACAUAUAUGUUUCUGCGCUUUCUCCUCUGGCGAAAGGGUCUUUUAACACAACACAAAGACUAUAGAUUCACAUUUACGAUGUUCCUUUUGCGUUUUGGGUGACUGAGCAAGGCAUUGAGAUAUAACAAAGAGGACAGUGAUGAUGAUAAUGAUGAUGAUGAUAACAAGCAGGAAGAAAUCGUAACUUGAAGAACAAUGGAGAAUACUGGGAUAUACUCUGAAAGAUGAUGCGAAUGGAUGUGUACAAUGAAUUCUUUUGGUAUUCACAGUUAUUAUAACAAGGCUGUGCUGAGACUUCACGGAGAACAAUGUCUAAAUCUAUCUAUCUAUCUUUCUUUCUCUCUAUCUAUCUACUUACCUACCUAACUACCUACCUACCUAUCUAUCUAUCUAUGUAUCUAUCUAUCCACACAAUUUUCUCCUUAUCUAUAAACACACACACACACAUGUAGGUGUGUCUGUAUGCAUAUGUGUGUAUGUAUGUUUGUGUGCAUGUGUGUGUGUAUAUGUGUGUGUGUGUAGUUGAAUUUACAAAGAGGGAAAGUGGACGUUAAACGAUGACGAUGACGACGGCGAUGACAAAAAGUACACAAAUACAAGAGUGCAAUAAGAAAAAGUCACCCUUUUUGUCUACAACUCAGGAUUCACUUCAUUGAUCCUCUGAUUAUCAUGUUAACAUUUUUCUGUGAAAACUGCCUGUAACAAACUCAGGAUAACGAUGAAUGAAAGAAAGCCCCACUCUGGAAUAUAUGUAUGUAUGUAUGAAUAUAUAUAAUGAAUGAUGAAUUGGAAUAGCGAAGGAAUAAGAAGAAAUUAUAUCAUGACCUGCAUUAGCUCACAGCUGUUUCUGGUACUAGAUGCAGCACACUCCGAGUUGAGUGUGCUGAGUAACACCUUAUAUCUUCAUUGGAGCUUCAAACAUAAAGUGCAUAUAUAUAUAUAUAUAUAUAUAUAUAUAUAUAUAUUGAGUUCUAACACUAAGAUAUUAGUAUCACUAUGCCUAAUUGAAAUAAUAAUAAUAAUAAUAAUAAUAAUAAUGAUAAUAUAUAUAUGUAAUAUAAGGAUAAAAUCUAUAUAAGAUUUUAUGAAGUAGCCAGCAUGCAAAACCAAUUAACGAAAAAAAUUAAUAUAAAGUAUAUAAUUUUUUUCUUUAUAUUUAAAAUACAUUACUAUGUCAAGUCACACUAUGUAGGGCAAUCAGUAAGUUGUCAUAACAAUACUCAGAGUUUCAAAUACUGGAGCUGAGAGCUUUAAGGCAUUUUUCAUCAGUUAUUAAGACAAGAAACGCUAUGAAAAAACCCCCAACUGAUGAAAAAUGCCUGGAAGGCCUCAGCUCCGGUAUUUGAAACUCUGAGUAUUAUUAUGGCAACUUACUGAUUGUCUUAUAUAUAUAUAUAUAAAUUCCUCUAUUUACAUAAUAUCGAGGUCUCAUUCAUUCUUUUG